Messenger RNA from Lates calcarifer (barramundi perch), 1414 nucleotides. It is a transcript of the gene cd28, whose product is annotated as CD28 molecule. The transcript has 5 exons. Gene Ontology annotation, cellular component: external side of plasma membrane. The coding region runs from base 24 to 815 and encodes 263 amino acids. Gene Ontology annotation, biological process: T cell receptor signaling pathway; regulation of T cell proliferation. NCBI's taxonomy places the organism in Eukaryota, Metazoa, Chordata, Actinopteri, Centropomidae. The record is from RefSeq and is a predicted model, not a curated record.
UUCACUGUUUUUGCUGUAUUUUAAUGAAAAAAAUUUUCAGUCUGAACGUGUUGUGUAACUGUAUGAGAUACUGUAGGAUGUUCCUGACACACUGUAUGAUAGGAUGGACUGUGUUGACAGUCCUCAGCCUCUGCCUGCCUGUGUGGAGUGCUGUGAGGGUGAUCCAGCCUUACAGAGAGGUGAGCAUCAAUGGUACAGCACAGGUCCAGUGCUUCAUCCAACCCCAACCCUCCUAUAACCAGAUCAAACCCUCCUAUGACCAAGGCCCUCCAUAUCCAUACCCCAUUCCUGAGGAGGUCCGUGUGACUCUGUUGAAAGGCCUCCAUGGCAGCCAGGAGCUUUGCUCAUCCAUCCUCAACUUCACAGAGCAGAGAGAGACUGAUGUGGAGAGAGAGGGAGAGGUACAGUGCUCAGCUAAGUUGAGUGGGGGCGCUGUGGAGAUGACAGUCUCUGGACUGAAACCCACAGACACAGAUAUGUAUCGCUGUGAGAUCGAGGUCUUCUACCCACCACCAUACCUGCGGCUCACUGGCAACGGCACACUCAUUCAUGUCUUAGACAGCUCUGACUGUCCUGUGCAGGGGGCUCAGAGAGAAACUAGUGAUGAAGAGGAUGACAAUGAGGGUGAUAAGCAGAUGGCAUCAGUCAGUGUUCCUGUGGUUGUACUGGUGAUACUGGUCAUGUUUGUCCUCAUCAUCAUUAUCUACUUCCAGACUGUCCAGUGUGAACGAGGGAAGAGGGAGAUUGUCAGGCCGGUGCCUGGUGGGCCUUACAAGGUGGAAGCUGUCGCAUUUUCAUCUAAAGAGAUUGUAUGAAAAACACACAAAUGCAGAGUCCAACGCAGCAUUGCAUCUCCCCAGAAGCAUUAGAAUACCAUGGAUUCUGAAUAUAGAGUUAAAGUAAUAUUGCAGUAGGCUCAGUACUGGCCGUUAUUAAAUAUCACCUCUGUUAUGAUUGAGGUUCUUUUUUUUAACCAAAGCUACAGAAGAACACCGAAAUGACAUUUGGGUGUCUGUGCAUAUUUUAUUUAUUAAGUACAAAAAUAAUGUUUACGUUCUUGUAAACUCAAAUUAUGUUAAAAAGCUGUAGCUUUGAUUGCGUUUCCACUGACUUGAGUUGAUGAGGCUCCUUUAGGUGCCCUAACCUAACACCCUAACUGCAGCUGGGAAGCCUUAAUGUUUGAUUAAAAGAAGAAUCACUUGAUGUUUAAGUUGGCUAAAUGCUCCUGCUAAAAAAAAUGCAACGCUUUGAAUCAUUAGGCUUAUGGCUAUAUAUUAUGGCUAUAGAAGUUAUUUGCCUGAGUGUAUCGAUGGUUAACUUGUCUGUAUACUGUAUUUUGUUGCCAUUGCAAUGUUCAGCAAAAUAUUCAUGUUGGAUAUUUCAUUUAAGUAAAGUUUCUUAACUUUUAAUUGUA